Cydia amplana is the source of this 4168-nucleotide messenger RNA. RefSeq lists its product as uncharacterized. Gene Ontology annotation, molecular function: nucleic acid binding. Lineage: Eukaryota; Metazoa; Arthropoda; Insecta; Lepidoptera; Tortricidae. The record is from RefSeq and is a predicted model, not a curated record. Gene Ontology annotation, biological process: DNA integration. The transcript has a single exon. Bases 35 to 4153 code for a protein of 1372 amino acids.
GCGUGUACUGUGCGUGUUGUGUUGUGCAAAAACAAUGUCAAUCGGCAAAAUAGGCGAGUUUAAGAUCGCGUCGGACAAUUGGCGGUUAUAUGUAGAACGACUUGAACAGUAUUUCUUGUGUAACAACAUUAAAGCUGAGUUGCAAGUGCCUACGUUAGUGACCGUGAUUGGCGCCGAGGGUUAUGAACUCCUAGUCAACUUGUGCACGCCGGAUAAACCUACGACAAAAACAUUCGCCGACUUAACUGCCAUUUUAGAAAAACAUUUGCAACCUAAACCUAGUGUACUGGCAGAACGUUAUAAAUUUAGGCAUAGGAAACAGGGAGAUAGUGAAUCUAUGUCUAAUUACGUGGCAGUUUUGAAAAGAAUGUCUAAGACGUGUGACUUUGGGGCGUGGCUCGAAGAUAGUUUAAGGGAUCAGUUUGUAUGCGGAAUUCACAGCGAGACCAUUCGACAAAGGCUUUUUGCUGAAGAUAAGCUAGAUUUCACUAAAGCUUUUAAUCUGGCAGUCAGUAUGGAAGCGGCUGAGAAGGACGCCGCUAUGGUCGAGGGGUCACGAAAGCCUGCUAGUGACGGGACAAGUGCGCUGGCGUCUUGUCAAGCGAUAGCGGCGAGUUCGUCACGACGUAGGAACGAGGCGGCGCGUGGAGCAUGGCAACCGCGGGGCGCAGAGCGAGGUGCCAGCGCUGGGCGUGGUGCCCGCGCCAGCGGCUGGCAGGCAGCGUCGGCGGCGUCGGCGGGAAAACGGCGUGACGCACACUGUAACGCUUGCGGCGGGACGCACGGCACGGACACCUGCCGGUUCACCCGCUAUGUGUGCAAGGUGUGCAACAAGCAGGGACACUUGCAACGGGUGUGUCCAUUAAUGGCUGAUACUCGUACUCACAGCGUGGAAGUUAUGAAUAUGGCCAGUCACCGGGACACAUAUAGUGAGGACAGUGACAUGAGUGACGAGGUAAUUAUCAUACAUGUUAAUAACUUAAAGGCAGCGGAUUACAAACCUAUUUUUAUGAAAAUAAAUGUGCAGGGUAUUGACCUUGACAUGGAAUGCGAUACAGGCAGUGCGAUAUCAUGCGUCAGCAAAAAAGUUUACGAACAAUUGUUUUCUCAGUUAGUACUUUAUAGUAGUAAUGUUAGAUUACGUUAUUACACUGGAGAGCUUGUAAAACCAGUCGGUGUAGUAAAACCACUGGUAAAAUAUAAAGAUAGGCAGGAAUAUUUGGAGAUGUAUGUAAUUGAAAAUGGUAAAUCCAUGUUGAUAGGCAGACAAUGGCUGGCGGAAUUAAAUAUACCCAUACCUACGCCAUGCAGACCUUGCAAUGUUAAUAGAAACGAGGUAGAUGGAAAUGAGUUUAACUUGACGGAUUUCAGUUCCAGAUUUUGUGACGUGUUCGCGGAAGGUUUGGGGCGGUUCACCGGCGGUCGCGUGAGCAUCCACCUGCGGGAAGGGGCGCGGCCGGUGUUCCUGCGCGCGCGCCCCCUGGCGUACGCGCUGCGCACGCCGGUGGAGCGCGCGCUGGAGCAGCUGGUGCGCGACGGCGUGCUCACCCCCGUCGACCGCUCCGACUGGGCUACACCCAUUGUCCCGGUAGUAAAGAAGGAUGGUAAUGUAAGAAUUUGCGCUGAUUACAAACUGACCUUAAAUAGAAUGCUAGAAGUCGAUCGAUAUCCGUUACCUAGGGUAGAAGAUUUGUUAGCACGCCUGUACGGGGGGAAGCGAUUUAGUAAGAUCGACUUAUCGCAGGCCUACGCGCAAUUUGAGCUGGACGAUUCUCGAAAAUACACCGUGAUUAAUACUCAUAAGGGCUUAUUCCGAUAUAAUCGUCUUGUGUAUGGAUUGUCCUCGAGCCCGGGUAUAUUUCAGAGGCGGUUGGAACAAAUGUUUGCAGACUUGCCACACGUAGGCGUAUUCCUUGACGACGUGAUUAUCACGGGCAGCGAUACGGAAACGCAUAUUGACAAUUUAGUUAAAGUUUUUGAGCGGUUGCAAGCCUAUGGUUUGCGCGUAAAAAAAGAGAAAUGCGCUUUCUUUGCUAAGUCGAUUAAUUAUCUAGGGCACGUCAUUAGUGAAGAUGGCAUACAUACUUGCCCAGAAAAAGUAAAGGCCAUCGAGGCCGCGCCGGCGCCACGUAAUGUAUCCGAAUUAAGGGCCUUUAUAGGGAUGGUAAUGUAUUACGCGAAGUUCGUCGGUAAUGUUAGUAGUAUAAUGGCACCCUUGUAUAAUUUAUUGAAAAGUGGAGUUAAGUUCGUGUGGGAUAGGGAGUGUCAGGCGGCUUUCCAAGAAAUCAAGAGGGCGCUCGGGUCGAGUCAAGUGCUAACGCAUUAUUCAGAGGAAUUGCCACUGAUUUUGACUUGCGACGCAUCUGGAGUGGGGGUUGCCUCGGUGAUAUCGCACGUCACGGAGCACGGGGAGCGGCCCGUGGCAUAUGCCUCGCGCACGCUUACAGCGGCGGAGCGUGCGUACGCACAAAUAGACCGGGAGGCACUAGCAAUUGUCUACGGAAUUCGUAAAUUCCACCAAUACCUAUACGGUCGCAAAUUUAUAUUACGGACUGAUCACAAGCCACUCACGUACAUUUUUGGAGAUAAGGUCGGCAUUCCGGUAAUGGCAGCUUCGCGCAUACAACGAUGGGCGGUUCUUUUAUCGGGGUACGAUUAUCAAAUUGAAUAUGUUGCAUCAAAACAAAAUUGUGCGGACGCGCUAUCGCGGUUACCUCAGGCGAAAGAGGGGGCAGCGGGUAGAGAGGAAGAAGUCACUUAUGUGAAUUUUGUAGAAAACUUCCUACCGGUAACUAAUAAUGAUGUACGGGUUUCGACAGCCAAAGAUAGGUUAGUGAGUAGGGUUAUCACGUACGCGCAAUCAGGAUGGCCGGCUAGUUGUCCCGACGAAGAGAUGGAGCCUUACUUUAUAAGGCGUCACGAGUUAUAUGUAGACCGCGGCUGCUUGAUGUGGGGAUAUCGUAUGACUAUUCCUAAUUCGCUGCGUGAAAAGGUACUUAAACAGCUGCAUAUUAGUCAUAUGGGUAUCGUUAAAAUGAAAUCACUGGCGCGAAGUUAUGUAUGGUGGCCUAACAUAGACGCGGAGGUGGAGGCGUUGUGUAGAGGUUGCGAGACGUGUGCAGCGGAGGCGGUCGCACCGCCACAGGCUGCGCCAAGUUCAUGGAAGUAUGCUAUGCAGCCCUGGACUAGGAUUCACUUAGAUUUUUUGCAAUAUAAAGGUAGGACUUAUUUAAUUCUCAUUGACUCGACCUCUAAAUGGAUUGAGGUGUUUGAGAUGUCACGUACAAACUCGUCUGCCGUAAUUAUGGAACUGAGGGCGACUUUCGCUCGCUUUGGGCUACCGUCAGUCGUAGUUUCAGACCAAGGACCGCCUUUUACAAGCGCAGAGUUCAAACAAUUCUUAAUUCAAAACGGCAUUGAACAGGCAUUUUCACCCGCAUACCACCCGGCGUCCAAUGGAGCUGCAGAGCAAGCGGUAAAGUUGUGUAAACGGGCGAUAAAGAAAGCGUUUAGGGACGGGGUAGAUGUAGACGUCGCAUUACAAACGUACCUGCUAGCGUAUAGGAAUAGCGUGCAUAGUACCACGGGAGAAACCCCAGCGAUGCUUCUACAAAAACGGAAUUUACGUUCGAGGUUAGACUUAUUACGUAGUGAUCGUGGGCUGGAAGACCGGGUACGUGACGCGCAGCGCCGCCAGCAGGCGCAGGCCGGUCAGAGCGCGAUCGCGGAGCGAAACUUGGUAACGGGAGAAACAGUUUGGGCGCGUAAUUAUACUGGUGCCGAUAAAUGGAUCAAAGGUACUAUCGUAGGCAAGGAGGGUUCACGUCGGUAUACCCUGGAUAACGGAGACGGGCGACUUCUAGUUAGACAUAUAGACCAACUCAGGCGCAGAUCAGUUUUAUCGAGCAUUCCGUGCCCUACGGACCAGGGGCCCGACGGGGAUGAGCAGGCUGAACAAUUAGAGAGUGCCGAGGUACAACCUGCUGGGUCGGUGGAUCGGGGUGAGGAAGGGACCGAGACAGUAAGGGGGGAGGAAGUAACUAAUAAAACGUCGGUUACAGCUAAUCCUUCCCCACGUCCUCAGCCACCAACGCGAUCGCCGGUGACGCUUAGGCCGUUGCCAAGCCGUAGACAUAGACUAGAAAUAGAUUAGUUAUAAUUAGUUUAA